AAACUCCUAAGCACUGGGAGUCUUAAUUACAUCCCGGUGUCUUACACGGAAAUUAGAGUUAUACCUAACACUGACUGGCGGUAUUUAUUUAUUUAUUUCUGAUAUGUAUUACUAGAAGAAAAGCCUUCAAUUUCCAAGGAACCGGCUUUUCCUGCAGUUUGCCGCCCGCCUGCCGCUUUAACCGCAGGCCCGGCUCCGAGCGGGUGACGUCACCCCGCACGGCUGGGUUUGUUUACGGGCAGGGAAGCCUUCAUGGUGAGCUGCAGCGCUGAGGAGAGCAAGACCGGCGAUAUUCACAGGAUAAAAACAGCGAGGCAUCCCCGGGAAGAAAGGAACUUACACCGCUGCGAUUUUGAUUCGUGCAUUAAACAAAAAAACACACAAAAAGCUUUCUUUGCUGGGCAGGAGUCUGGACCCGGACCUCCGUCGUUGUCGUGUUUUGAGUGAAACGCAACAGGAAACGCCGCGGCGAGAUGUGACCCGUUUUUGUUUUAGACCAGAAAGCCGGAUGAUGUGCUUUGAGAAGGGGGCUCGUACUGCCAGAGACGCGUGGAUCCAGCGAGCAGCUCGCCCACGCCAGGAGCCGCCGCGUCCGGCUGCUUGUUUUUGUCGGAGGGCAGUAAGAGAUGUCUUGUGAUGUGCACGGCCAGCGCAGCAGCUUCCUCGAUCGGAUGCCAGCCGGUGUGUGAUUGCUUCAGACCGAGCCUGCUGAGCGAUUGGAAGCGCAAGUUGUAUUUUGAUAUCCUUAUCUCGCCGGAGUUGCACAAUAAUCGUAACAGUCUGCUGUGAAGCGACUCUAUACAGUAUAGACCCUCACCGUGUGUGCGUCGGGACAAGACUUGCUCGGAAAAUUACAAAUCACGGCGAUGUGGAGUAGGAAAUCGCGACACAAGGCAGAGCAGCCGGCGGAGACUUCUCUUCGCAGUUGGCCGGUUAUGUGGCUCUGUCUGGCGCUGGCAACGACUGUCCCUAGUGUCGGGGCCACCAAGACCGUCAUACAAAAAGAUGCCAACUUCGAUGUCAGCUACAACGACAGCGUCACCGACGAGCUACAGUGCGUCUAUGCCUUUAACCACACCGUGUCCAGGAACAAGACGGAGGGCGUGCGUGUCUCUGUCAACGUGCUGUCGAAUGGUGUGGAGAACCCCAUCCUGUUUGUGGUCCGGCAGAAACAAGCUGUCGUCUCCUUCCAGGUGCCUCUCAUCCUGCGUGGGCUUUACCAGCGGAAGUACGCUUACCAGGAUGUGGCGCGCACGCUGUGCCAGCCGCCCACACACAGAGAGGUGGAGAUGCAGUUCUUCUACGUGGACGUGUCCACACUGUCCCCUCUCAACAUCUCCUACCAGCUGAGAGUGAGCCGCGUGGACAGCUUCGUCCUGCUGACUGACAAGCUGUUCAAUUUCAUCGCCAACCCAGCCCAGCCCCAGUAUUUCAAGUACGUGUUCCCAGAGGGAGUGGACUCCGUCAUUGUGAAGGUGGACUCGCAGUCAGCCUUCCCCUGCUCUGUCAUGUCAAUACAGGAUAUCCUGUGCCCCGUCUAUGAUCUGGACAACAACGUGGCUUUCCUGGGAAUGUACCAGACCAUGACCAAGAAAGCAGCGAUCACCGUGCAGAGGAAGGAUUUCCCCACCAACAGUUUCUACGUGGUGGUGGUCGUGAAGACGGAGGAUGAGGCGUGUGGCGGCCCGCUGCACUUCUACCCCCUGCAGCCAGAUAUGCUGAUUAACCCUGGAAACCGCAGCAAAGUGCUGGAUGUGGUUGUGACUCCCGCCAUCAAAUCGGAGGUCUAUGUGAUGGGCAUGCUGUUCUGUCUGGGAAUCUUCCUGUCUUUCUACCUGCUGACGUUCCUGACUGCAUGCCUGCAGAACAAACGGAUGCAAAAGAGGAGGGAGGGGCUUCUAAACACUCCACAUGCAUCGCCUGCGGAAACAGCCUCCCUGCUAGGGAAAGGCCUGACCCCGGGAUCCCUCUGCGAGGGAUACAACUAUGGCUCCUUCGAGAACGGCUCCCUGACUUCAGAGGCCAUCACUGACAGCUUGGCGUCGGGGGACACCAGCUACCUGGUAGGACUGGACCACUUCAAAAGGAGGUUUAACUCUCUGCCGCUUCGACACCAGGACAUCGAACGUUCCCUGGACAGCAUGGCGGGACGCAUGCGGCAGGAGUCUCUGAGCUCCGUGGAGGAGGACGAGUACGACACGCUGGCCGACAUCGACUCGGACAAGAACGUCAUCCGCACCAAGAAGUACCUGUAUGUCUCUGAUCUGGCCCGCAAGGACAAGAGGAUCCUGAGCAAGAAAUACCAAAUCUACUUCUGGAACAUUGCAACCAUUGCAGUUUUCUAUGCGCUGCCUGUCAUUCAGCUGGUGAUAACCUAUCAGACGGUAGUGAAUGUGACAGGAAACCAAGAUAUCUGCUACUACAACUUCCUGUGUGCGCAUCCACUAGGAGCACUGAGUGCCUUCAACAACAUCCUGAGUAACCUGGGCUACGUCAUGCUGGGGCUGCUGUUCCUCCUCAUCGUGCUACAGAAAGACAUUCUCCACAAGAGGGCGCUGAUGCGCAAAGAGCUGGCUGCACUGGAGUGUGGGAUCCCGAAGCACUUUGGUCUGUUCUAUGCCAUGGGCACGGCUCUGAUGAUGGAGGGGCUGCUCAGUGCCUGCUACCACGUCUGCCCCAACUACACCAACUUCCAGUUCGACACCUCAUUCAUGUAUAUGAUCGCUGGGCUCUGCAUGCUGAAGCUCUAUGAGAAGAGACACCCCGAUAUCAAUGCCAGCGCCUACAGUGCCUACGCUUGCCUGGCUGUGGUCAUCUUCUUCUCCGUGCUGGGCGUGGUCUUUGGGAAAGGGAACUCUGUGUUCUGGAUCGUGUUCUCUGUCAUUCACAUCCUGGCCACCCUGCUGCUCAGCACUCAGCUCUACUACAUGGGCCGCUGGAAACUGGACUCUGGUAUCCUGCGCAGGAUCCUGUACGUUGUGUACACAGACUGUAUCCGGCAGUGCAGUGGACCCAUGUACAUUGACCGCAUGGUGCUGCUGGUGAUGGGGAACAUUGUCAACUGGUCCCUGGCAGCGUUUGGCCUGAUCGUUCGACCCAACGACUUUGCCUCCUACCUCCUGGCCAUCGGGAUCUGUAACCUGCUGCUGUACUUCGCCUUCUACAUCAUCAUGAAGCUGCGCAGUGGUGAGCGGAUUCAGCUCAUUCCCUCUCUCUGUAUCCUCUUCACUGCUGUGGUCUGGGGCUUCGCGCUUUUCUUCUUCUUCCAGGGACUCAGCACCUGGCAGAAAACCCCGGCGGAGUCACGGGAGCACAACCGCGAGUGCAUCCUGCUCGGCUUCUUCGACGACCACGACAUCUGGCACUUCCUGUCCUCCAUCGCCAUGUUCGGCUCCUUCCUGGUCCUCCUCACCCUGGAUGAUGACCUGGACUGUGUCCAGAGAGAUAAGAUCUAUGCGUUUUGAUGGGGUAGCUCCUGGGUGCUGCCUCCAAGUGCUGCUGCUGCCGUACCAGCCAAUCAGAGCCUCCCUGUGAGGAGAGGGGGGCCGGACAGCCAAUCGGAGCCUGUCUGCAAGGACAAGGCCCCUCCCCCUAUUGUUCAACUGGACGCUCGCUGUGCCAAUGAAAAGACUGCAUUCCUCUGGGGCCUUUUCUGGGGAUUGAAAUGAAGCCACUGUUGGUUACAGCGGGCCCCUCCCUGCCCACUCCCAGAGUGUUUUGACGAGUGCCACAGUCACAGUCACAGUUCAUGCCUUGUUCACGCACAGCCUCUGACCUGGCUGUUUCAGUGCUGCUCAGUACGCAGUCCCCCUCCUCUAACUCUGCAUUAUUAACCCUGCUGGGCUGCCCCUGCCCCGGUACCAGCAAGCAGCACUGAAACAACAUGCUGCUGGAUCAUGAUUCCAAAUCACCUGGGCUCAAAUCGGACAGGUUCAGGAUGGUGAGAGCAGGCUGACUGAAAGGGCCAGCUGUGUGUACCGGUGGGGUCGUGUCCGCUCCAUGGCCCAGCUGUACUCUCUACCUUACUGUCUGGAACAGAGUCCUGCCUCCACUGUCUGCAUGAACCCCCCGAGAGGGGUCUGGCCACUGCAUUAGGAACGGGGUCUCUCCUACGGCAGUGGCCACACCUCUAUCAUUGCGUCGCGAAGUCUGUGCUCCGGGCCGGGCGGCUGUGACCUGCGUUCACUGGGACCCCAAAGGAGGGGCUGCAGCUCCACACUUAGCUGCUGCUGUUGCUCUCUGAUCUUUGCUUUCGCCGUUUAUUUUGUUCUGAGAAGGUUUUUCUCUCUUUGUUUUUUGCUGUUGCGGAAGCCGUGCACAGGGGCUGGCUCUGUUUGGCUGUUUGCUUGCUGCUGGGUUUAAAAUGCUAAACCGUCCUGUCCCGUUCACAAACAUCUAGUUUUAUUUUUUGCUGCAGAAAUCACUGCAGACCUUGAUAACGACCCCCUUUCUUUACUGUCUCCAUGUGCUGCUGUGAGUCUGGCCAAGAAAAUAUCUUGCAGCAAACUUGCUUGUGUGUGUUUAAUAUUGGAGAGAAAGCGGGGUGCAGUGGGAGCCUCGCCCCCUCCCUGACGGCACAUUUUCACAGGGCUUUGUGCUGUGUUCUUUUCUCAAUGAAGAGGAAUAAGCACAGUUUUUGUAGUUUUGAGAGCCCUUUCUGAUGGGAGCGGUUAGUAACAGCACAGCUUGUGUUUCGUUUCUGUUGUCACUUUGCUUGUGUUGCAUUCUCAUACACUGCACUUAAUUCAUUGCUGCACAUCAGAACUCUCUGCACUGUCUCAGCGUGUCUGGCUGCAGAGCUCAGGGCUUACAUUGCCUUAGCACUGGCCUCUUCUGUAGACUACCUGCCACACCAUUGUCCAGGCAUGAAAACCUGCUGAUCUGUCUCGCUGCCUCCUGCAAAGAGAGUGGAAAUCGACCUCUGUCCAAGUGUGCUUUGGUCUCCAUGCAAGUGCUCUCAGUCCUGGUUUACAAGCUGCUGAGGAGCAGAUGAAGUUAGUAAAGAGAAGUAUUUGUUUAAUUAUCGGAUCUGUUCAGUAAACUGCAUCAACAAACACACACACAAUCCUGUACAAAGUGAGGGCCUGUCUCACACAUUGCUUUCCAGGGAUCCCUACCGCUGGGGGAGUCUCAAGCUCGCAGUAAACGCAUUCGACACACGAGGGCACAAUUCAAGCGUCCUUGCAUAUCAGUUUGGUCCAUUUCAUGUUUUGCUGCAAGCCGUAAUCAUUUCAAACGUCCUGUUCAGCUCAGGGCCGUCCAGCUCGGCUCACGUUAAAAGCGGGCGUCACUCAAACUGCCGCACCGUGGGAUUCCUAAACGAUGCCCUGCACACAGUGGCACGGCCCUCGCCCCAGUGCGAUCCCUGCGGUCCUCUGCUGUGAUCGGCCCUGGUUUACUUCAGCAGUGUUUCAGUUUCGGCAGGGUUCCUGCUCAGCGGUUGUGAAGUGAGCUCUCGUUGCUGUUGUUUCAUAAACGGUUUGAUUCGUUACCAAUGUUUCGUGGCCUUUAUAAAUGUGUUGAAGAAUAAAUAGGUGUUUCUGUAAAAAAAAAAAAAAAAAAAAAAAGUAUUGUAACAAACAGUGAUGCUAAUGGCGAAAUAAACAAUAAAUGCAUUUCAUGUUUAAUAAAGUCUGAAGAUAGAGAUGUGCUGGAAAAAAUAAACUGGGUGGAGAACUCGAUUAAAAGCUG
Polyodon spathula (Mississippi paddlefish) is the source of this 5691-nucleotide messenger RNA. RefSeq names its product SID1 transmembrane family, member 2 (gene sidt2). NCBI's taxonomy places the organism in Eukaryota, Metazoa, Chordata, Actinopteri, Acipenseriformes, Polyodontidae. Bases 867 to 3464 code for a protein of 865 amino acids. The transcript has 28 exons. Gene Ontology annotation, cellular component: membrane. The record is from RefSeq and is a predicted model, not a curated record.